Molecule: messenger RNA, 732 nt
Organism: Copidosoma floridanum
Lineage: Eukaryota; Metazoa; Arthropoda; Insecta; Hymenoptera; Encyrtidae
Source: RefSeq, a predicted model, not a curated record
AGUGAGUGCACGGAUAAAAUCUUCUGACAUGACUAACAACGUACUGGUUGUGAUUGUCGUUACGAGUAUGGUGUUGUUUUCAAACACGAAAUAUAAAACUUACGCUGCUAUUAUUAAAGAUGGUGAAAAGGAUCAUGCCGGUCGUAGUGAUGAUGAAAACCGAGAUAGUGACGGCCACAAUGACAGUGAUGAUAAUUAUAAUCAUGAUAAAAAAUAUGACUUCAACUUAACUUACAAUAGCAUUCCUCACACGAGCGGAUCAACUAGGCAAGAGCUCACGGCGGAACAAAUUAAAGCCAGAUCACAAUUUCAUCCUCGUGAUCCUCGUUACAAGAGGCCAGAGUGCUGGUUUGACCUUCACUUGUGCACUCCGUCAUAUUGUUCAGGAGUAGCAGCUCCUCAACACUGUCAAGAUAAAGAAGUAUUGAUACACAAUGCCUGUCGCCCCAAGGACGAAAAUCCUUGACUUGUCAAAACUGUUUUAAUGCAUUCGUACAACUAAUACUUUGCGUAUGAAUUGUGUUCCUGCUUUUAUCGCAUAUUUUUACAGAUUUUUGUACAGCUUGGCAUUGUAAAAUAAAUUAUAAUCUAAAUGCACGCAUUCGUUUUUUGUAACGAAUAUUUUUCAUAAAUAAACUCUGAAACGUGCAAGAAGAUUUUGUAAACAUUCUAAUUAAAAUGCAUGGGAAAAAAACAUCAUGUAAGAGUAUGAGAUAGAAUUGAGCAUUGUAC